This is a messenger RNA of Rodentolepis nana, 990 nucleotides long. The record is from the annotation of a GenBank genome assembly. Lineage: Eukaryota; Metazoa; Platyhelminthes; Cestoda; Cyclophyllidea; Hymenolepididae.
AUGAGAGUUCCAGAUCAUGAGAUACCAAAUUUAGACGAAGAGUCCAACAAGCGCUUACAACAAUACUUGUCACAUCUAAAAUGGGAACAAUUGGCUGCUGGCAUCGCAAGUGGAUCAGUAACCACGGCAAUUCUCCAUCCUCUAGAGCUAGCCAAAAUUCGUCUUCAAGUUAAUGAGGGAAACAGAGUUGUUAAAACACGUCCCACCAGCUCCCGAUUGUUCGGAACACUGCGAGAAGUCUACUGUGCAAAAGGUGUAAUCGGUCUGUAUCAAGGUUCUGCAGUCAAUAUAGUCGGUAAUGCAGUUGGAUGGGGACUUUAUUUCAUGCUCUAUGGGGCACUGAAAAAUUAUGCACAAAACGGAGACCCCUGUAAGCAACUGGGAUCGGCGGAAUAUCUUGGGUUAGCCACAAUAUCAAGCACAGCCGUAUUGUGGAUGACCAACCCCAUCUGGAUAGCGAAAACUCGAAUUUGUCUUCAGUACGAGACCAUCGCAUGCAACGCUUCCGCGUCCAUGUCCCCUAACCGCCUGACAACGUGGCGAUGUCUUUGCGACAUCUGGCGGUCCGAAGGAAUCCGAGGUUUCUAUCGAGGCUUAAUUCCUGGCAUGUUUGGUAUCACUUCCGGCGCUUUGCAGUUCCUCCUCUAUGAGCAAUUUCGAAAUCAGUAUAAUGGUUACUAUCAGAGACCUAUCGACACCCAUCUUAAAGCUCCUGAAUAUCUUCUAAUGGGAACUAUUUCUAAAGGUUUGUCCACGACAGUGACAUACCCAUUCCAGGUUAUCCGAACUCGUCUACAAGAACAGCAUCGCAGCUAUAGUAGUCUUUCAUGUCUUUUGAAGUCUAUUUGGAAUUUCGUUUUGCUUUUCAGAUUUGAGGGAGUAAGGGGCUACUACAAGGGACUUUGGCCAAACCUUUUGCGGACAGCUCCAUCUUGCGGAAUAAUGUUUGUAGUGUAUGAAAACUCCCUGUGCUAUCUCACUUCGCAUUGA